GCACAGGUUUCUUCUGUUCCCAUGACAACCGGCGCUUACAGGAAAGUCAAAACUCAAAUCUGACUUCUGACAGCUAACGCAAAAGUUUUAUCCUCUAAACACCUUAGUUAGUCGUUCCUGUGACGUUAACUCUAAACUAAUUGUUGUUGUACUCAAAUGGAUUCAGGUGAAUGGUUUUCAGAACGGAUACGCCCCGGUUAAAAUGCUGUCGACCUGGAGAGGUGUUGCGGCUGACCCGGGGCGAGCAGGUGCGGAGCCGGGGGCAGGGAGACAAAGCAACGGCCAGAGAGGAGCACAAAUCGGUGACGAGAGACGACAAGGGCUCGGUGUUCAGGAGUGGUCCGACGGAUCCAGAUAUGAGGGGGAAUUUGUAAACGGAUUCAAACACGGCAACGGAAGAUACACCUGGAGAAACGGAGAGUACUAUGAGGGCUCUUUCUACAAAGACUACAGGCAUGGGGAUGGACUGUACUGCUGGCCCACAGGCCACAAGUUCACUGGCAAGUUCUACCUCAACAGAAAGGAAGGAUAUGGACAACAACUGUUCCCUGACGGAGUCACCUUUCAGGGUUUGUACCACGCUGACCAGAGGUUUGGUCCAGGUGUGGUUAGUUAUCCAGAUGGGCGAAAGGAUGUGGGUCUGUGGCUCGGGGAUCGCCUGCUAAAGCUCUGUACCUCUGUAGAAGAGGGCUUUAGCCUGAAGAACUUUCCUGAAUAUGCUGCCUACAUGGACCCAGCUACCACCACCGAUUCCCUGACUCAGGCUCCCACUAAUGGUCCACAGACAGAAGCCAGGACAGACUCUGAGGUGGAUACGGACAGAGAUCUGCUGUCAGAUGAGAAUUUUAUCCUUCCCACCGACAUUGAGAGCUACUCAACAGAUGGUGACCACUUGCCGCUGCCCCCUGGCCGAAGAAGAGAGUUGGAUCAACACUUUUAUGGCGAGCUGUGGGUGCCAGACGCUUAUCCACAUCAAGGCUAUGAGCGAGACCCACUCUCCACCCUUCCCUUACAGGCCCGCAUGCAGGCUCACAUACACAAACACAGACUACAUGCUGAAAAUGUGGAAUGGGACGUGGCAGCUGUUCUCUCUUUGAGCAGGGAAAAUUUUGGUCCUAAAGGGCCUUUGGAAGUCAGUUCAGAGUUGUUGAUCCAGCAUGCCUCUCGAGGGGAACUGCAGGCUGUGUCGCAGAUCCUCCAGACCGGUUUGGUCCACCCUGAUGUAACAGAUUCACAGGGGCACACUGCAAUGAUUGCUGCCACAAUAAACUGCCAUAAUGAUGUGAUCCAGCUGUUGUUGGAUAUGGGUGCUGAUAUUGACAAAUUGAAUUGUGAAGGCAUGUCUGCCCUGGCUGUGUGCCAUGUCCUCUACUACCCUUUUCAGUCUCUGCACACCACUUUGGCUGAACCACCUGCCAACACUCAAGUUUUGAGGUCUCCAUCUGCAUGUUGGAACAGUCCCCAGAUCAGCCAAGUGGACUUCAAUACAGACACACCCAGGUUUAACAACAGACCUCAGACCACUGACACAACCCUGAGCAACCAGAGUCACCUCUCUGAUCAGACAGCAGAAGAACUAACAGAGCACAUCUUACAUCACAGCAGUAUAGUGCCCAAUGACAAGGAGCUUAUCACUGAGUGCUCGCCUGACCUGAAUCAGUCUGAGACCCCUGCAGACACUGAAGACCAACAGGAGGAGGAGAGGAAAGAGAAAGAGGGAGAAGAAAUGGAAAGAGACUGGAAGGGGACAGAGGGAGAGGGAAAGGUUAGAGAGAGAGAAGACAGGUUCAGGAGGGAGGAUGAGAAAGAGAGCAAAGGGGAAGAAAGAGAGAUAGAGUGCAGAUGUGAUCAAACGUGGGAAAUUGGAGAAAGUGAGCUAAAAGAGAAGGAAAGAGAAUUUAAGAAGAGAGAAAAGAAUGAGGAAGAUGUUGAGCUUGGUGAGAGGAGAGACACAGAGUCAAGAAAAGAGAAUAUGGAAGUGAGGGAGGAGGUUGAGGAAGAUGUGGAGAAGGGAGUAAGGAAUAUUCAUGAAGAGGAUGUAAAGGAGAGAGAAGAGAGAGGAAGUGAGGACGUGCCUGGUGUGGAGCGCUCCAUUCAGGUGUUGGAUGGUCACAUUGCACUGGGCAGCGUGCAGUGGAAGGAAUGUCGAGCUAAGACAGCAGGACGAGUUCAGCAGGGCAACGACAAAGAAUUGACCCAAAAACCGACCUUUGACUCUGCCUGCUCCGUCAGCAGCUAUAACAUCCAGGUCACAGAGGAAGUGAUGCAGCGCUCUGCAGAAGCUCUGAGUCGCACAGGGAUUCCUCAGCGCUCUGACACACAGGAGACUGUACGCAAAAUGGCUGCCAUGAAAACUGAACACCGUGUUCGUUUGAACACUCUGCAGCUGUUAUUGGAACGGGGAGCUGACCCCAACGUAUCCAGAGUCCCCAUGCUUGCCCUCUUUUUAGCCAUCAUGGCGGCUGACGCUGAGGCCGUCAAGAGACUGCUACUGUGUGGAGCUCGCACUGACAUUCCCCUUCCACCUGAGAAGAAAGGCCUGUAUCCCCUGCAUGUAGCUGCAGCACUCCCAGGUCCAGCAGGUCCCAGAAUCACAGAGUUGCUGCUCCAUGCUGUCACUGACCCAGACGCACAGGCAUGCGACCAGAACGAGAUCUAUGAACCAGAUAAGAUUUUCAUGAAGGCCCAGGAACCACUGAGCACCAAUAAGAGCUCACACCUCAAAGAAGGGGGCCGAACGGCACUGCACGUGGCCUGCCAGAGGGACAGUGACUACCGGAAUGCCAGUAAGGUGGUAGCCCUCCUGCUCUCCCACAGAGCCAGCACAGAUCUCCUCUGGAGUGGACACUCACCUCUCUCCCUGGCUAUAGCAACUGGGAAUGACCUGGCAGUGGAGGAGCUGUUGAACGGAGGUACAAAUCCCAACAUCCCCCUCGGCUGCAGGGUGGGCAGCGCCCUCUGUGCCCUUGCCAACAUCAACUACCACUUAGGUGGCAACAGAGCUAAGCUGUUGGACAUGUUAGCUAAGGCUGGUGCCGACAUCUUGAUGCCAGUUACGGUGGGUGAUGUUGUGGGAACCGCAGUUGACUAUGCAUACUACUCCUUCAACCAGGACUUGUGUAUUGCCAACACUCCCUUCCAUGCUCUAAACAUGCGGGAGAGGGAAACAUUCAAAGCACGGCGCCAACUGCUGAGCAUGAUGGGAGAUCUGCUGAGACACACUGCCGACCAGAGGGAGAGAGAGAAUUUAGAGAGAGAACAUCACCUCACAAUGACUAGUACCAGUAGCACAGAGAGGUUUGUGUACAUGGGUGCCGGUGCCAUUGCCUCAAACGUGCCCCUCCCCAGCUGUGAAAGUCUACCACCCAUAACAGAAAAACACAGGAAACCAGUGUUUAAGUUCUGCUAUCACUGCGGUCGCUCUGUGUCCGUGAAGCUGACUGCUUGUAGCCGCUGCCACAAGGUCUUCUACUGCUCCGGGACCUGCAAACUGAAAGCAUGGAAUGAAAGACAUAAGGAAGAGUGUAUCCGGGUGUCAGCAUCUUCUGAUGGCAUCCAGAAGAAUGUUGUGUUUAAAUCCCAAAGAGGCCCCAGGCCCUUGGCUGUCAUGUUGAAAACCAAAACAGUCCCAAGGCCCAUGAGUGUCAAGUUGAAAUCCCAAAGAGUCCCCCAGCCCUUGAGCAUGGCAGAGAAGGUCUUGGAGAGCCAAGUCAACCUGAAGGAAAACUACAGCUACAACUGAUGAAUACUGAAAUUUCACACACUCUGUCGCACCAUUUCUUUCUCUGAUUCUGAGUCUUUCUUUAUAUAUUUGGCUGAAUGGUGAUGACAGUAUUUUCUGACAUAAUGAUUUCUCUUUGGCAUAUUCAUAUCUGUAAGUUUACAAUAUGUUAUAGUAUUGUAAUAAUAAUGUAAUAAUGGCUGCAUUUACACAGAAUGAAUCCAGUGGGAACCAGGGUCAGAUUUUGGCAUAUGACUUCUUUUAUAUCUAAAUGUUUUGACUAAUGCUAUUAGCUAUGUUAAUCUUCACUUCACAGUAUUCUCUGGCUGAUUUUUGAAUGAAUAAGUUAAAAGUAUAGCCAAGAAAAAAAUUAACUCAAGUUCCACUUUUCCAGUGCUUUCAAUUGCAUCUUGUGGUCUUUAUCAGCAAUUUCAUGGCUACUGUUCCCAAUGUCAAGCAUUAACUUUUAAGAUGAAGUUAAAAGUGUUUCUAUAU
This is a messenger RNA of Siniperca chuatsi (mandarin fish), 4216 nucleotides long. It is a transcript of the gene ankmy1, whose product is annotated as ankyrin repeat and MYND domain containing 1. The record is from RefSeq and is a predicted model, not a curated record. Lineage: Eukaryota; Metazoa; Chordata; Actinopteri; Centrarchiformes; Sinipercidae. Bases 203 to 3742 code for a protein of 1179 amino acids. Gene Ontology annotation, molecular function: protein binding. The transcript is spliced from 20 exons.